AAAUCUUGUAAAAUUUAUUAAAUCAAUUGUUAUGGCGACGUCUUCUCGGAUAAUUAGCUUGUGUUCAAUGCUGUGUUCUGUGCUGUAGCAUGAUAAAAAUUAAAUGCAGAUUACAUGUGAGGGAAGAAAAUUACUUGAGUGACAACAACAUAUUUUUCGGAAGAGCUUAGUCUAAUAAGUGAAUUCUAGUGAAUGUGUCUACACUACAACAGCGUAAAUCGAGAAUUCUCAUCAGAACAAAAUAACACAGAGACCACCAGUGGAUUGGAUAAGCAUCAUAAAAGUGAAGUUUUAUAUUGCAUAUAGAUAGAGACUGCAUUACGCUUGCAUGCGUAGUUUUUGCUGACGAUAAUCUGCUCCUACAAAAAAGGUCAUCGCGUAGGUGUCUUUGUUUACAUCGAUUGGAAGAUUGGUGAGCGGAGUACGAAAUAGGGAUAGCCCGAGCUAGCCGAGCUACGAGUAUAGCCUUGGCUGGUUACUCAUUGUGCAACCGUCGGAUAGUUGUAUGCAGAGGCAGCACAGCUCCUAACUCUAUCGAUGAGCCAUAAAUUGAUGUAACAAUUUUCAUAUUUCUGGACUGGUGAUAGCAUACCUUUUGCGUAAUGGGAAACGUAGUGAACAAAAUAUCCAGCCCCAUACAGGCGAUGCGGGGCAAGAAGCGCAAACGGGACGAUGAUGAUUCGGAUAGCAAUGAGGAUAAUAGCGAGCUACUGGACAAAUCAUUGGCAACACCCAAAAGGAAAAAGUUGAUCUCAACAGCAAAGUACAUUUACCAGGCGCUAUUUAAGGAGGAGCGCAACUCGGACAUCACCGUGCACGCUCUGGGCAAGGUGUGGCAUCUGCACAAGGUGUACCUUAGCCAGAGUCCGUACUUCGCUAGUAUGUUCAACGGUUCUUGGCGGGAAGCCGAUGAGGACUAUGUUCACAUCGAGAUAAUUGAUCCGAAGGUUACCAUUGAGUCGCUGUACUCGGUUUUUGGGUCGCUUUAUAUGGAUGAGGUGGUGCUAGAACCGCGGGAAAUCGUUUCCAUUUUAGCUACGGCAACACUUUUCCAACUGGAUAGUUUGAUUGAUCGGUGUGCUGAAGUAAUGAUCGAAACUACCAACGCUGAGACUGCAGUCAAGUACUACGAAGCAGCAUGCGAGUAUGGGGUGAAAAGCGUCAAACAAUCCACCUUCAACUGGUUGCUGGUAAAUCUGCUCAGUUUGUACUACAAAACGGGCAAAUGGUUGCGGUUGAUUAGCAUCGAUUUGAUGGAGCUGUUGGUUGCCAGUCCCGACCUGUAUGUUAUGCAAACGGAGUUGUCACUCUACACACUUUUAAGGUUCUGGAUGUUUUUGAAGCUUAACGCUACGAGUGAAGCCGACUGUGAGAAAAUUUCGUCUUCCGACGAACAAAUGCAGUAUUUCGCACAAAGACAGAGUGCGGUGGCAUUUUUGAAUACACCGAAAGGAAAACCAUAUGAAAACUGCUUCCGUGCGUUGAGAUUGCACAAUCUGUUGAACCAUCACGUAGAUAUUAAGGUACUGAAACAGGACAACAUCAUUCCAUGGGAUUGGUUGAACGAACCAUUGUUUCAACAGUGGAAUAGUAUGUUACUUAUUGAUCAAUCACUGGACAAAGGUCCGAAGGAGGUGGACGAUAAGUUGUUCCUCGAAACCUGCAUACGCUGUGGCAGAACGUUGCCCGAAAACGAGUAUCUCAAGUGGCGUUGGACCGGAUUCAACUUCGGUUUAGAUCUUAUCCUAAUAUCGGAUACGAAAACGUUACGAGUAAAGCGACACCAUCGGACGGAAAACGAGCGACUGUUAAGUCUGCAAGUGAAGCGCCAAUUUCUUAUCAGGGUAUCGGUUGCUUCCCUAAAUGAACUGCGGCAAAUAAAACAUCAGCAAACAUCACCCAUCGAGACGAUUGCGCUGGAUAAGAACGAAGAGGCCAUGCUGAUUAUGUUUGAUAAGGAACUUACCUAUCCACUGUUGAUAUCAGUCAAUAUGCUAGUUGUGUCGCCCCCUCGAAGAAACGUCACCCCCGCUAUUAUUGCUUCACCAACGGCUGGUCCGUCAAAUUCCGAUAGACAGCAACAGUCCAAGCAGUCUCGAGACGCGAUUAGUGAUGAGGAAUCACUGGAUGCAAGCGGAAACAAUACAGCAGUAGACUCUUGAUUGCAAUCGAUUGUUUAGUGGGCCAAGGAAUCUGAUCCUGCGGAAAACAUUCGAUAAUGUUUAAUUAUUCAGAACACCUUCGUCUCCGUUAGUAUCAGCUGAUGGUUGUUUGGGGCCGGCACGAGGCAUUUUCCUUAUCGGUCAUCGCAGCGCACUCAGAUAAUGCCGUUCGCUCGUAGCUAUUUAUCAUUUCGUAAGAAGAUAGGAACCCAGUGAUAUAAAACCAUGUGAGAACAUAGUAUAUUGGACAAUCCGCAAUCCAUUCUGCUGAAGUGCAUUUCAAUACGCGCUUAUAAUUCUAAUCCACCGGUUAAAUGCCGAAAAAACAAAUGCCGAUUCGAUGUGCCAUUUUGGGCUAAGCCAAUGCCGCUUUCUUCCAGCGUCUUAUAUAACCGGUUGAAAUGUUUGUUUAGUUGUUUGAGUUUAAAGGGCUAUUUUGUGGCCACUCUUUGAGCAUGCUGGAAGUAACGAAAUUUUGUAUGAAAUUUUCUACCAUACAGUUCUUAUUUUAUAGUUACAACCAUUCGAUGUAAUGAUUAGGCACGUUUCAAUAUUUAAAUCUUUGAAGGUAAGAUAGCCUUGUGGGCAAAUAUUUUCCAAUAAAUUCAAUAAACCAUAGUAAUUUGUAAGCUCUGCAAUUAAUUGGUCUUUAUUAAUAAUUAUUAUAAUUUGAAUUUAUUUCUUAUUGUUGCAUCAAUCUCGCUUAGGUGAUGUAAUUAAAAGUUAGAAAACAGUAACAGAUUCGAUAUUUAGAACGUACUGCUUUAUAAUUUAUUUCUCAUACGUAUCACACUUAGCGAUGUGUAGAAUUCAUUCUUGUACUAAAAUGCUCACAGGCACAGCACGUACUUGUUCAGUUCCUUAUAUUAACGCUCGCUGAUGAAGCGGUAUAAACUACAUUGAAAUCAUGGGAGCGAAAAUUUAAUCAAAAUACAGAUACAACGCAGAUUAAUCCUUCUACUCCACCAGCAGAUAAAUAUUUACAAUUCUCGAUUCAGCUGGGCAAGUAUAGAAAACUAAUCAAAACAAAUUAAAGUCUCUUAGUCGAGAACCGCACACAAGUCUCACUGAUCGAUGAAAACAGUUAUAUAUAGUUAUGUAUUAAGUGUAAAACAAUUAAGUUGACCUAAAAUGUUCACUUUAAUUUUAGUUGAACUUAACUAUAGAGAACUGAUGUUUAACAUACUCUAUGUUAACUUUUCUAAUGUUUUCUGUAAAAACAAUAACCCUUGUGUAUAAAUAAAAUCAAGUCCAUAAUAUUUUUGUACUUCCAUUUUUUUA
Sabethes cyaneus is the source of this 3443-nucleotide messenger RNA. RefSeq names its product protein germ cell-less. The transcript has 4 exons. Gene Ontology annotation, biological process: germ cell development. Bases 603 to 2162 code for a protein of 519 amino acids. Gene Ontology annotation, molecular function: protein binding. Lineage: Eukaryota; Metazoa; Arthropoda; Insecta; Diptera; Culicidae. The record is from RefSeq and is a predicted model, not a curated record.